Messenger RNA from Alternaria metachromatica, 1740 nucleotides. RefSeq lists its product as uncharacterized. The coding region runs from base 1 to 1740 and encodes 579 amino acids. Gene Ontology annotation, biological process: mRNA processing. Gene Ontology annotation, cellular component: U2AF complex; commitment complex; U2-type prespliceosome. The transcript has 5 exons. NCBI's taxonomy places the organism in Eukaryota, Fungi, Ascomycota, Dothideomycetes, Pleosporales, Pleosporaceae. The record is from RefSeq and is a predicted model, not a curated record. Gene Ontology annotation, molecular function: poly-pyrimidine tract binding; pre-mRNA 3'-splice site binding.
AUGAACGGCGAUAGCUAUUCCAGAGACGGUGGCCGAUCCAGCGGAUCGCGCAACUACUCCUCGAGAGAUGACCAUCGCGAUCGCGGCGAACGGGGCGACCGUGGUGGCGACAGGCGCCGCCGUCGUUCUCGCUCCCCACGCCAUGGCGGAGGCUCCCGCCGCGACUACGAGGUAGACACGUACUCUUCCAGCCGCGACUACCGCGAGCGCGAGCGCGAAGACACAUACGCCCGCCGUGAGCGUCGCGAUGACCGGGGCGAGCGUGGAGCAGAGCGUGGUGCCGAGCGCGGUGCUUGGGGCGAUUCCUACUCCCGACGCGACCGACCUCGAGGAGGCGACCGCGACCGCGACGACGACCGUGGCCACCGACGGGAACGCGGAGACCGCAACGAAAGGGGCGGCGACCGAUUCGGAGGCGAAGAGCGCAGAGGCGGACGAGGAGGACGCGAUGGAGGCUUUGGCGGCGGACGUGAUAGGAUGCGUGCGCAAAAAGAGGAGUCUCCGCCAUUCAACAAGCCGCGCGAGGCUACCCCCGAUCUCACUACCUUCACCAACAUCCAGAAGCGCGAGCGUCGCAUGACGCAAUGGGACAUCAAGCCUGCAGGUUACGAGAACAUCACCGCCGAGCAGGCCAAGCUGUCGGGCAUGUUCCCGCUGCCGGGAGCUCCUCGCGCUGCACCCAUGGACCCGUCCAAACUCGCCGCCUUCAUUUCGCCCUCCGCAGGAACCGCCACCGCUGCUGCCCUUGCGACAUCCGGCGCGAAGCAAUCGAAGCGUCUCUAUGUCCACAACCUGCCCCAGGGCUGCACUUCCCAAGAGAUUAUGGAGUUCUUCAACAACCAGCUCAACGGUCUCAAUGUCGUAUCUGGCAACGACCCCUGCCUGUCUGCCCACAUCGCUACGAGCAAGGAAUACGCUGCAUUGGAGUUCAAGGCAGCCGAAGAUGCGACCCUCGCGCUCGCUAUGAACGGCAUUUCCAUGCGUGAUGACGGAGGCGCACCUGAUAGGUCGGGUCUGUCUAUCCGCCGUCCCAAGGACUAUAUUACUCCCACCGCCGACGAGAACGCAUACCCACCUGGCGAUGAGGUUUCAUCUGUUGUCAAGGACAGCCCGAACAAGCUGAGCAUCGUCAACAUCCCCACAUACAUCGAAGAGGAGCAGAUUCGAGAGCUCGUCGAGACUAUGGGCAAGCUCAAGGCCUUCACUUUGGUCAAGGAUACUGGUACCGACCAGCACCGCGGUAUUGCAUUCUGCGAGUAUGCUGACAACGGAGUCAUCGACGCCGUCAUCGAGGGUCUCAACGACAUCCCACUCGGCGAUGGUAACCUCAAGGUUUCGCGCGCAACUGUCGGACUUCAGCAGACGACUGGUCUCGACGGUGGAGUUGGAGCCAUCUCAAUGUUGGCAGGAGCCAGCGCUGCUGAGAACCACGAGCACAGCCGUGUCAUCUGCCUGAUGAACAUGGUCACCUCGGACGAGCUGCUGAACGAUGAUGAAUACGAAGAAAUCAAGGAGGACAUCGAAGAGGAGUGCGGCAAGUACGGACCCAUUAUCGAGACCAAGAUCCCCCGCCCCGCUGGUGCCCGCGUCAACCUCGGUGUUGGCAAGAUCUACAUCAAGUACAAGGACACAGAGUCUGCGCAGAAGGCUAUCAAGGCGCUUGCCGGUCGUCAGUUCUCCCGGAGAACGGUUGUCGCGACAGAGUUCUCUGAGGAGGGCUUUGACGUUGAUGCCUGGUAG